AUGCCCCAGUGCGCAUUCUUUUGCGGCCGCACCCCGGGCUGCACCGGUUAUAACAUAGAGAACACCGCGGCAACCCAUAAACACUGUGAGUUGAGCGCCUACGCAGACACUGAAGUCAACGCUACAAUUUACUACGAUAACAACUAUGACUUCUAUGCGAAAGUAAACAGCGGACUAUGCCCUGCAGACUUCGUGGAAUUCCGUGGAAAUUGUUACUACACUGAGACACUCAACACGAAGCCUUGGCAAGAGGCACGUGACCACUGCAUCAGCAUAGGAGCCGACCUCGUCAGUCUGGAAUCACCGGGAGAAAUCGAUUUCUUGACGGCUCAUUUCCCAACAUACUGGUGGACCGGUGGCAACGACAUCGCAGUGGAGACUCAAUGGGUGUGGGCUGCUACAGGAAGACAGGUAGACGAGUGUCACCCACUACCGUGGGCUCAAACACCCGGUGUUGCAGAAGAAAACGAUCACGUAUUGUGUAAUGGUAAGAUGAUGCAUGAAAGUAAUGGUAGGAGAUCUCCGGCUAAUUACGCCUGUGAAUAUUCGCCAUGA
Priapulus caudatus is the source of this 555-nucleotide messenger RNA. RefSeq lists its product as uncharacterized. The record is from RefSeq and is a predicted model, not a curated record. Gene Ontology annotation, molecular function: carbohydrate binding. Gene Ontology annotation, cellular component: external side of plasma membrane. Gene Ontology annotation, biological process: biological process involved in interspecies interaction between organisms. Bases 1 to 555 code for a protein of 184 amino acids. Lineage: Eukaryota; Metazoa; Priapulida; Priapulimorpha; Priapulimorphida; Priapulidae. The transcript has 2 exons.